GGCAACGACGACGAGCUCGAUAACAACUGACAUUGAGCCCGACGACGAUGACAGUUAUGGGUUCAUCUAAACUUCCAGUCUUGUUGCUCCCUCAUCCAUUAAUUCUACUACCAACUGCUCGACUCACGCUUCCUAUCAGUCGUUCACUCGCUGACGCUAUUCUCUCGCUCUUGGAUGAUUCAGAUGCAGUUCUCGCUGCCAUUCCACUUCCAGCUCCUGACUCGCCCUCAGAGGUUACAUACGGAACUGCUGCAAGAAUAGCGCGUCUUGUAAGACCAAGAAAUCAAUCUUCUCCCACUCAGCCCUAUCUACUUUCCCUCCACGGUGUAGAAAGAAUUCGUUUCCCCUCUCCAAUUCAGAUAGACCAAUUAGACACUCUUCCUGUUCAUAAUGUCGUCUAUUCUUCUUCUGAUGGAAUCCCCUCAAGAGACACAGUCGAAGCAUUCAAGCAUGCUGCUCUCGUACUCCUCGACCGUCUCGCAAAGGACUCUCCGCAACCACAACGCAAAGACGACUGGCUAAGAGUAGCUGCAAUAGUAGAGGAUAUCUCGGAGCAACGCGCUGCCUGGAUGGCAGAUGUCCUCGUAGCUGCUGUAUCAUCUCAAUACCCGGACAGACUUGCAUUCCUCGCUGCUACUGAGGUAGAAGACCGUCUCCGUCGCGCUACAGAACUCUUCGUCAAACAGUCUUCCAUUCAGGAAGUGUCAAAGAAGAUCGCAUCAGCCGUAGACGAGUCAUUUUCCCGCCAGCAGAAGGAAUACUUCCUUCGUCAGCAAUUAGCUGCGAUUCAACGCGAACUUCAUAGUUUACAAAGCUCUCCUGCUAGUGUUGGUCCUGGGUUCGGUACAGGAGGAGCUACAAGCGAGUUGGACGAUGACGACCAGGCAGAUGCAGAUGACCUUGCCGAUUUACGCCGCAAGAUUGAAGCUUUAAACGUUAAUUCAGAGGAACGCAAAGUCGGCGUUCGCGAGUGGCGCAGAUUGAAGAGGAUUCCUCAGGGAAGCGUCGAGAAUGGCGUUAUUCGCUCAUACCUCGAAUGGCUUACAUCUAUGCCAUGGCCAUCAAACUCAACCACUACCCCUCUUGACGUUCUAAAGGACCCCAGUUUCCUCACCAGGGCACGCGCGCAACUCGACGCUGAUCAUUACGGCCUCGACCAGAUAAAACGCAGACUUAUGGAAUACCUCGCAGUCGUGCGUUUGCGCGCCAUUGCGGAUACAGCUCAGACCCAAGCUCAGGGGGACACCCCCUCGACGGAUGCUUCCCUAGGUGUUACCCCCACCCCGCCGAAGAAGAGCAAGGGCGUAAAGGGACCAAUACUCUUGUUCGUCGGUCCCCCUGGGACAGGAAAGACAUCUCUCGGACAAUCUAUCGCAAAGGCUUUGGGAAGGCCAUUUCAGCGGAUAUCACUAGGCGGCGUUCGGGAUGAAGCAGAGAUCCGGGGACACCGGAGAACCUACGUAGCAUCUGGUCCAGGCUCCAUCGUUCAGGCUCUCCGGAAAGCCGGCAGAAACGAUCCCGUUAUAUUAUUGGACGAAGUGGAUAAAGUAGGACAUAGUAAUUUCCAUGGUGAUCCGGCUGCUGCUCUCCUCGAAGUUCUUGAUCCUGAACAGAAUCAUUCAUUUAAUGAUCAUUAUAUUAAUGUACCCGUUGACCUCAGUCAGGUGCUUUUCAUAUGUACAUCGAAUACCCUAGACACGAUAUCUGCGCCUUUGCUGGAUCGAUGCGAGGUGGUUGAAUUAUCAGGAUACACCUACGACGAGAAAUUGCACAUCGCGAAACGUUUUCUCCUCCCAAAGCAAAUCAACGCCAACGGGCUUUCGGAUUCUCAGUUAACGCUGACCGAUGAUGCACUGUUGCAUGUGGCUACGAUGUAUACACGGGAAGCGGGUGUUAGGAGUUUGGAGCGGGCAAUCGGGGCUGUUGUUAGGUUCAAGGCUGUGGAAUGGGCCGAGUGGCUUGAUAAGGGGAACGAUGCCGCGGGAGGGGAGGGGAACGCGAUGAGGAACGAGAACGGCAACGAGAAACAGGACGGGAACACGAAUGAGAACGGGGUUGGGAAUGAAUGGCGAGCAACAGUAGAACCCCAUGAACUCGAAAAGAUCCUUGGUAUACCCCGGUGGGACGGCGAAGAACGCGAUCGGGAGGAAAAACGGGGCGUCGUAUACGGGCUCGUAGUCACCGGUAUGGGUGAGGGGGGUAUCUUACCCGUCGAAAGUACCGCUCUUCCGGGGACGGGAAGGUUGAAGCUUACGGGGAGCUUGGGGGACGUGAUUAAGGAAAGUGGGGAGAUCGCAUUGAGUUGGGUGAAGACGCAUGCUUUUGAGCUGGGGAUCACGGCUGGGAGGGGGGUUGAUCCGCUCAAGGUUCCGGAUGUGAUUGAUGUGCACUUGCAUUUGCCUGCUGGGGCGCAGAAGAAGGAUGGGCCCAGUGCGGGCAUUGCUAUGAUAUGCGCAUUUGUGUCUCUUUUGAGCGGGGCGUGUGUUCCAAAAGAUAUUGCUAUGACAGGAGAGAUCACACUUCGCGGGCGCGUGACGCCCGUAGGUGGAAUUCGAAUGAAAGUGCUCGGUGCGCACCGUGCACAGAUCCGCAAGGUGAUCUUACCGUGGGCGAACCGUAAAGAUGUGGAACACGACGUGGCUUUGGAAGUCCGUCGGGAAAUGCAAUUUUUCUUUGUCAGGACUAUCGACGAGGCUCUUGAAGCUGCGUUUGGGCGUGGUGCGUUGGGAUGGAGGAAAGAGACUGUUCUGUUGGAGAGCAGACUGUAAUGUAAUUUCUCUUCGGAUCGCUUUGUGUACCAUUCAUCUUGGUCGUUGCUUUCUUUCGAUCUUAUCGCUAUGUAUGUACUCCCUGUAUUCAAUCUUGU
Molecule: messenger RNA, 2866 nt
Organism: Suillus plorans
Lineage: Eukaryota; Fungi; Basidiomycota; Agaricomycetes; Boletales; Suillaceae
Product: Lon protease C-terminal proteolytic domain-containing protein
Exons: 11
Coding region: 48-2768 (906 amino acids)
Biological process (GO): protein targeting to peroxisome; protein processing; protein catabolic process
Cellular component (GO): peroxisomal matrix
Molecular function (GO): ATP binding; ATP hydrolysis activity; serine-type endopeptidase activity
Source: RefSeq, a predicted model, not a curated record